This is a messenger RNA of Diabrotica virgifera virgifera (western corn rootworm), 866 nucleotides long. Its product is annotated as protein TSSC4. The transcript has a single exon. The record is from RefSeq and is a predicted model, not a curated record. NCBI's taxonomy places the organism in Eukaryota, Metazoa, Arthropoda, Insecta, Coleoptera, Chrysomelidae. Bases 46 to 702 code for a protein of 218 amino acids.
AUUGAAAUAAAAAUAUUAUAUUAGGUUAAAUGUUUUCAGUAUAAAAUGUCUGAAAAUAAACAAUUUACAUUAAAAUCAGCAAAUGCCGAUUUUGCUUUACGACAGAAAAAUGUAUUCGAUCAACUUUUGGUCCUAGAACCUAAUCCUGAUCGUAGGCCAACUAGACAAGAUGACACUGAAAUGGAUGUUGAUGAGGAGGAUGUCCAUUCAAAAGUAUCAACUCCAAAAGAACAGAGAGCUAUUACAAGAAGGCUACGAGGCAAAGAGAGUAUAUUUAAGAAACCCCAAAACCCCGUGUCCAAAAAUUACAUGAAGAAAAUUCCCGACUUUAAGAAAAACCCCCAUAAAUGGACAAGAUAUUCUUUGGAAGAUGUAAAUGAUGAAGACAUGUCGGAUAGAAGUAACACAAAAACAGCUCUAUCAUUUUUAGAAGAGCUAAAGGAGAGAAAAAUCUCAGAGGUACCUUCAGAUGAUUCAGAAAAAGAUCAGCCCCAAAAAAUCGUUUUCAAAAAGCAAAGACGACAUGAAUCCAAUCCUUCAGAGACCAAAGAGGAUCCAGACAGUUUGAAAGCCACCUUUAGAAGUUCAAAAGUUGUUAUGCCUGAGUAUGUAGUGGGACAAAAGCUUAAAAAGAACAAAAAGAAGAAACAGGUAGAAAAGGGAAGGGAGUUAAAGCUAGAUCAUCUUCUUGAGGAUGAAUAGUUCAUAGUUACAGAAGAAAAAUAUUACUAAGGAAAUAAGUUUGUAUAAUUUAAAUCUUAAGACUCAAAUGGCACUGUCAUAUAAAGUAAAUGAUUGUGAUGCCUCUCGUUAUAAUUUUGUACAUAAUGUUAAUUUUUAAUAAUAGUAAUAAUAAGCCUGUAUCA